Messenger RNA from Hemiscyllium ocellatum (epaulette shark), 8962 nucleotides. RefSeq names its product interferon-induced very large GTPase 1-like. Lineage: Eukaryota; Metazoa; Chordata; Chondrichthyes; Orectolobiformes; Hemiscylliidae. The record is from RefSeq and is a predicted model, not a curated record. The coding region runs from base 311 to 7144 and encodes 2277 amino acids. Gene Ontology annotation, molecular function: GTP binding. The transcript is spliced from 2 exons.
UGGAGGCCACAUGUGUAAUGGCGUCCGACAGGCCUGUGGAAGAUUCUGGAAUAGUUGAGGGGCCACGAGUGUGGGGCUAUUCCCAAGCACUUGAAGACUCAUCGUUCUGAACGUGUGGUAAGGGGACAGGAGCAACCUACAAAUUGCACCAAAGAGAAGCCUCAGGCCUGGAAGCAACGUUGAGCGGCAGGUCAAUUUCACAAUAAAUUACAGGACAGGAAGUCAGACCAGUGAUAAAGCACAGGACAGGAUCCUGAAUCUCUGGAAAUCGAAUUUCACCUCAGAUCAAACGGAAAUUUAUUAAAAGGAAAUGGGAGAGACUUCACAACGUGGUAACUGGUCUGCAACUCAGCUGCUUGAAAAGGCAUCUGGUGGACUGGCACUCAAAGGAAUUUUUGUCAGUAAGAAUCUGAAUGAUCUGUUAAAGACGCGGGAAAGACUGCUGGAAGUCCCAAAGACAUGCUGUCUAUUGGGUCCAUCCAUGAACCCUACUGAACACACUGAGAGGUUCACGUCUCACACACAUGCCGAAAAUUCAAAGAAGUGUGUGGAACAGUUGGGUCUUGGUAUCAGAAGCAGUGUUGAGACUAAAUUCUGGAGCUUUGAACUUGAUGUUAAGGGAGAGCAUAACACUUCCAGCAGCAGUUCUAACAGCACAAAAACUACAUAUGUCUCUUUUUAUAAGAUGAUCGUUGUACCAAUGGCCAGUGUUGAGUUAAACUGCAAGGAUCUGAAACUGUCAGAAACUGCUGUCAACUCUCUGAAAGAUGUUGAAAUGAAUCUGCACUAUCAGGAGUCAGAUCAUGUGAAAGAUAUUUCGAGCGAGCAGUUCCUGGAACGAUUUGGGUCACAUGUAAACAGCAGCAAUAUUCACUUUGGGGGAAAUUACUUGAUAGAAACAGAAAGUGAUAAAUUGAAAACCCAAGAGAAAGAAGAUGCUGAAGAAGUCAUGAAAACAUUGGUCAACACAGAUUUACAAACUAGUGCAUUAGGCUUCGUCAGUGCCAGUGUUUCAGCGUCUGCGACUCACUUUAAGUCUAACAUUAACUCUACCUGCAAAAAGACUCUAUUGGAUAAAAUAAGUGUCCACAUUACUAAGAUCGGUGGCCCUGUUGAAGCAUCAUCAGUUCUAGACUGGAAGAAAGGAUUACAGGAACAGGACAGCACUUGGCGCGUCAUUGAUCGUGGCUCUGUUCACAGCCUAGUUCCUGUCUGGAAAGUAAUUCAACAGAACCACAGGACAGACUUUGACAAUUAUCAAUUAUUAACUGAAAGCUUGCAGAGAUGCUGGGAAAGGAAAACUGGAUUACAGGCUGAAGAUACAGAAACUGGAAAAGUGACGGAGGUUAAUACCAGUAUUCAAGAUCUGGUGCAGGAAGUAAGCAAAUGGAACUCCGUCUCAGAAUCAGAGUUUGUUGCAAACUGUAUAAGGCACAUUUCCCAGUGUGCACACAUUAAAGCCUCUUUGGGAAAACACUUCGCAAUAGACACAGACAGACUGUGGUAUUGUGAAUUUAUUUGUAAAAGCCCCGUUCAGGAAUUCUUCAGUAAUGUUUUAAAAUGCAUUGCAGAGAACAGAAUUGUAGGUGUGGAUAAAAUCUAUCUAAAGGUUCAACUGGCACAUCUGUUGCAGCCUCAAGAAAUAAUAAACAGCUUGGAUUUUCCAAACAUCUCAUCAAUCUUGCAACAACUGACUGACAAUAUCAGUGAUGAGAAAGAAUUAAUCUUCUCCAGUUUUAUGGAAGCAAAGGAAUAUAUCAAGAAACUGGAGAAAAUGUUACAGGGGCCAGAUGUUGGGAACGAAUUUCAAAGAAAAGUUUGCAGUGAGCUGGGAAAAUCAUUGUUUCAGCUACAACAAAGUAAAGAUCAGGAGACAUCUUUGCUCUUGACUGCACUUCUGCACCCACUAUUCCACCAACCUAGUGGAAUACUGAUUCAGCCUCUAACAGAGGAUGGCUGUAAGUACCUGGUCUCUCAGUUAGAUCAAAUCGAAACCUUCAGGCAUGAAAUGGAGACAAUGCAGAAGGCACAAUGCCAAGCCUUCCUGCUCCUCAAAGCACUGACUGCCAGAGUCACUGAGUCAGAAUAUAAAGAUCCCAGAAUAGUACUAGAAACAAUGUUUGCAAAAAUGGACAAAGAAAUAUCGCAUCAAGUCCGUGAGGCAGUGAUGACUCAGAAUGGAAGCUUUUUAUCUGACAUGGAACUUCUAAAAGAAACAUUACUACAUUUAUCAGCCAAAAAAGAUGGAUUGGAAGAAAACACACCAUCAGAACAUCGUGAAACUUUGGAAAGAUUCACAUUCAGUGAUGAUAGAGAAAAGAACAUCAAUAAGUGUACUGAGCAAUCAAGCAUAUCCCACAAUGAGACACCACCUCAAAUUGUGAAUGACUUGGGAUUACAAAAUUAUUUUCCUCAUAAACUAUCCCUAAAUUUCACUCGGGAGAUCAGCUGGGAUAAACUGAGUGACAGUAAGCUGACUGAGUUAAAAGAUGUCCCUUGGCGUUUCCUCCAAAAGAUCCUCUCUGCCAAUUCUAUUGCAAGGAACCUUGAAUGGCCACUUGCUCAACAAUCAGAAAGUGAGAUCGAUGCUGAUGAAGAUUUCAAUGGUUUCUUUGAGGGAAAAGAAACCGAGAUUUCUGAGAUUAAUCCUCAAGAUAUCAUUACUGUUAUCUUCCUUUGUGCAGAUUACUUACUACAACAGGAGCUAAUGCUGAAGAUGUCUCUAUGCCAGUUUGCAUUACCCUUUCUGCAGCCAUAUAGGGAUAGUUAUUCUACAGAAAAGAAGAGGGAUUCCACAGAUGAACCUGGUGGCACCCUUCUCCUGUGGGCAAUGCGAUCUAUUGUUAAAAAAUGGUGCCCACAAUCCCAUGUAUCAAGUAACAGCUUUGUGCAAGAGCCAAUUGUAACUGCAGCCAUGCCAACCAUUUCCUUCAUCAGGAUUGGAAGAUGCAGUAUCUCCAAAUCGAAAAUUCUCAAUUUCACCUUGAGCCAGACACAACAACAACAGAAUAUCUUCCUGCACUCGGGGAUGGACUGUGGACAUGUUCCUCGUGACAUAUCUGAUGGACUAGCCGAGAUCAGCUGGUACCUUCCAUCUGGCAAAAAGAAUUUGGACGUAUUCCCCGAGGCUGCAGCAUUCAUUAACCUCCGAGGAGAUGCUGAAAUUUAUCAGAGAAACACUCGGUUUCUUGCUAAAGUCUCUGCUGCUCUCUUUAUAUUCAUUGAUGUCAUUGGGGAAAAGGAAAGAAAAUUCCUUACUUCUCUUGCACAGUCACCAGCCAAAUUCUUUCUCAUAAUCAACUCACACAGCAAUCAGCAAAAGAUAACCCAACAGCAAACGAAGGAACUGUUCAAAGGUCUACAGUUAAAACCUCAACAAUGCAUUGUUCGGACAAAUUUAAAUGAUGCAAAGCUUGUGGAAAACCUUUGUUUGAGAAUUGAACAAAUGAUUCUAACUCGGAAAGAGAACAAGACCUCUCUAACCCUGGAGCAAAUGGCUGAAAUCGCACGAGAAAGUGGGAUUCAAAUCGAUGAACAUCAUCCCAAAAUACAAAGUGCGAAACAACUGGCCUCCAAAAUACUGGAAGGCCUUAACCCUGAAGCCAUUAUUGAAUACAAACAGAGGGUGUUACCCUUCCAUGGGAAGCCCUGGCAAGAUUGGUCUAAAGCUGAGAAAGAGAAGUCUCGCAUGAAACUCCGAAAGAACAAGACGACAGAGGUAUACAAAUAUGAGCUGGAGCAAAAGCAGAAAAAAAUCCAAGGAGAUCUGAUCAAGCAGAACUUGUCGAAAGAGAUGCAACAAUUCAUUACAGAACUGAUUUCAACUUGUGCAGAAGAGAGAGCGCUUUUCCUACAAUGGCUGAAGUUCAAUCUGGACAGUAAAUCAAGGGAGAUAAUGUCAAACUUAUGCAGCGCUUAUAAAACUUUUUUGAAAGACUCAAAGCAAAAGACAAGUGAGCUGAAAGAUUUGGAUCAGAAAAUGUCUGAUAGUUCUCUUGGACUUGAGCAUUUCAUGAGGGAACUGGGUCAGGUUUAUGAGAUUUCAGUGACAGCAAGUAAUAUGAGCUCAGAGAGAAAAAUAAACAGGAAUAUAUUGGAGUUACCAAUAGUUGCAGCUGAACUGUUGCUGCAAGGGUUCCCGCUGGAGCUCAUUGAUGGAGAUGUUUCCAACAUACCGGUUCAGUGGGUCACUGCUGUACUGAAGGAAGUAGCUAAGAAAGUGGGCACUGCUUCCCGUGUGUUCGUGGUGACAGUGCUUGGUGUCCAGAGUACAGGGAAGUCUACACUCCUAAAUACAAUGUUCAGUUUGCAGUUUGCUGUGAGUAGUGGCAGAUGUACACGAGGAGCCUUCAUGCAGUUUCUCAAGGUCACAGGGCGACUGAGAAAAGAUCUUGGCUGCGAUUUCAUGCUGGUGAUUGACACUGAGGGCCUGAAAGCUCCAGAACUCGCAACCCUUACAGACAGUUAUGAGCAUGAUAAUGAGCUAGCAACAUUUGUCAUUGGAUUAAGCAAUUUAACUUUAGUAAAUAUAGGGAUGGAAAACCCCACCGAGAUGAAAGAUGUUUUGCAGAUUGUUGUGCAUUCCUUAAUCCGCAUGAAACUAACUGGAAAGCGGCCAAGCUGCCUAUUUAUCCACCAGAAUGUUGGCGAUGUGUGUGCGUAUGAUCAGAACCUGAGGAGUCGUCAAAAACUGCUAGAACAACUGGACCAAAUGGUAGAGGCUGCAGCUAAACUGGAGAAGGUGGACAAAAUGAAGUUCUCAGAUGUGAUGGCGUAUGAUGCUAAUCAGAGCAACUGGUACAUCCCAAGUCUGUGGCAUGGCACUCCUCCAAUGGCUGCAGUCAAUACUGGUUACAGUGAGCAAGUCUUUGAGCUGAAGAAGCACAUCAUUCAAUGUUUAGCAAAACGUAGCAAAUCCGAAAGAGCUUUAACAAUUCCAGACUUUAUCAAGUGGAUGCCUGGGCUUUGGGAGCAGGUGAAAAAUGAGAACUUCAUUUUCAGUUUUCAGAAUAGUCUAGUUGCUGAAGCUUACAAUCAGCUCUCCACGAAGUACAAGGAGUGGGAAUGGAAUCUCCGCAAAUUUGCACACUCCUAUACAUGUGAAACUGAAAAUAGAAUAAAGAAUGAAGAUGGUCAUCUCACCCAACUGCUCCCAAAAUUGGAACUGGAGAUCAGGAAAACGAUUGAUGACAAAAAGCAGGACACACUCAAUAAACUAAAAAGUCAUUUUGAAAGUGGUGCUGAUAAUGUGCAGCUGAUGGAGAAAUACAGGGAGCAAUUCGAACAAAGCAUUUCCAUGUUAUGUCGGCAACUCCAGGAUAAUUUAUUACAGAAAUGUAAAGAUACUGUCAACAGGCAAGUGGGAUUAUCGAAAGUGGAUGCUAUUUGGGAAGAAUUCAACAACAAGAUUGAAGAACAAGUCAAGAAACUUUUACAAAAUUGUAAAGAAAUUCAGCAGGUGUUACAUGAUGAAGAACUAAAAGCUGCCUUUGAAAGAAUGUGGCAUGAUACGCUCUCUAAAUUGAACUAUCAGCCCUGCAGUAAAAGAAACAUUGAGGUCGAGAUCGAGAAUCUUCUGAGAGAUGACAUGGAAACACAAGGAAGAGUGAUAAAUGCAAGUCUGAAAGAGAAAUGCCUGUCAAAGCACGGGAACCGACCCUUUAAGAUUCUGGAGAAACACAUUAAUGUGUCAAACUGGAGGUUGGUUAGAAACUUAGGUAGAAUUUCUCCAUCAGAUUUAGAACAAGCAGGACAGAUAUCAAAUAUACUUGAGAUCGAAUGUAGGGAACAGAUCAAUAACAUUGCAAAAAUGGACAUGGAUUAUGAUAUCAAAUAUUGUAUUGAACUUUUGGACAACAUAGACAAAAAAAUCAACGAUAAUGAUUCAGAUUCAAAGUUUACAAUGAGUGAGAUUUUCAGGGCAGAGUUUAAACUUCACAUGUGUGGCUACGCAGCACCAAGAUUCAUGGAAAUGCAAACCAAAUUUAUCAACAAACAUGAUCCACAGAAGAGGCUGGAAAGCAAAAAAGAUCAAUACUUUGAAGUAUUCAUGGCGAUUUACAAGGAGCAGGAUCAGAAUCAACAACAAGCAGAACGAUUUGUAACACGCUGCUUUAUGCCAGCUGUCAGAGAUGCCACAUUCAACAGUCUCAGCCUGAAAAUAGUGGACGAUAUGAAAAGAAAUGACCCUGAAGGAAAGUACACACUCCGCAAUAACUUCAUUGUAGCACUUCUGAUCUAUUUAAAACAAACUAACAGCUUUGAAGAAUAUUACCAGUACAUUAAUAACCUUGAGAAUUUUGCAUCCAACUGGCUUCACAAGCAGGUUAUUGCAUACUGCAAAAUGCAUUUUAAGGGAGAAAUGAAAUUUAUACAUCUAGCUAAGGAAAUUGUCAAAGAAAUCACUCAACAAGCCAUUGAAUUUGUCAGAGAUGUAUCACAGCAGAACAUUUCUGGAAAUGUUCAGGGCUUCCUUAAUCUGUUUGUUGAUAAGUUCAAAACAAAAUUUGUAAUGCCCAAAGAGGAGUUGAAAUUUGUUUUAUUCCAGAGUGACAGCAAUGCAAGGAAAUUUGCAGAAGCAGUUCUACUGUCUAUUGCAGAGGCAGAGAAGCUCCUCCUCCAUGAGGUGACAGGCUGGAAUGUUGAAGCAAAGGUGAAAGAAUUAUCUGUAAAACCGAAUAAGGAAAUCUUUAAAGGCUUAUUCAGUUGCACAAAGAAAUGCCCUUUCUGUGGAGUUUUCUGUGAUGCAGAGAGCCCUGAGCACCAGCAGCAUUUCAGUAAACAGCACAGGCCUGAAGGAUUAACUAGUUUUCGAUGGAGAGACAGCCAGCGUCUUGUGGUGGAUGUUUGUACAGCUUCAGUCGCAACUAAUGCAGAAUUCUGCAAUGGUGACACAAAUGGUAAGUACGUACCCUACAAGGACUACCAAACAGUCAAUGAUUACUAUAGAUCCUGGACUAUUCAAAAGGAACUCACUGCAGAGGCAACAUCCUACUGGAAAAAAGUUUUUUACACUUACAAUGAGAAAUUUGCUGAGAGAUAUGGAGCAAAAUGUGCAGAAAUUAGCAAAUCCUGGGACAUUGGAUGGGAUGAAAUAAAGAAGCAUCUGAACAAAACAUACAGCACAAAUAUCGAAUCCCUGUAGGAAUCUUUUCAAUAUCUGGGCAAUGCAAACACCUUAAAUCAAUCAGAAAUUACAGAGUAUAUAUGGAAAUGCCAAGAAAUGCAUUACUGUAAACUUUCAAAUGCCACAAUGCUAAAUUAAAAGUUAGGAGAAAUGUUUUCACUCACGUUUUAUUAAGUAUAAUUAAGUUAUGGAAUGUUAUUAGGGAAAGGAACUGGAGAGGAUAUUGGAAAUUAAGUCAGGAAACAGUCAGAUAUAUUUCUAACAGGAAUUUGAGAUAUGAGGAAGAGGGAUUGAAAGGUGUAGAGAGAAAGUGUUGAGAGACCGAGGGACAUGGAGAAGGUAGUGAGUGACAUGGACUGAGUAACCGAGGGACAGGGUGAGAAAUAUGUUAAAAUUGUGGAUUGGCCAGGUCAACAUUUGUAAGAAAGGUUUAAUCUCACUGCCAAUUCCUGAUUCUCUUUCUUAAGAAUAGAGCACUGUAUCAGACACCCAAUCAGCUUCCUGGUCAGUUUCUUCUCAGUUAUGUAUUACAUAGCUCUGAAUGCAUCAGUCUGAAGUGUAGGGAAAUGAUAGUUGCUUAUGAAUCUCUACCAAGAAAAGCUUGCACGAUGUAAUUAUAUUCUUAAAUAUCGUUAAUAUGCUGCAGGUUCUUAAAAGCCACAUUAUUCAUAUUUUUACUGAGUGAAUUUGAAAAGAUUUACAAAUAUUCAAACUGAAGCAGUAACAGGCAUCUGCAAGUACAAUGUGAGGCAGGAAUCUGAGUAGAUAGUUUCAGAUUAGAAACCAUUUCUAGUACAGAAUGGGCUGAAUGGCCAGUUUGGUGCUUUAAUUCUGAGCAUUCAAUGAUUUAUGUCAGUUCUGCCUGUAACCUCUAUCUCUGAAACUGAAGAACCAGAGGAUGCAUGACCUUAAUGGGCAGAGUUGGUUUUACUUUUGUUGCCAACUUGAGACAAGGAUAUUGUCACAGUGGGACAGGAACAAGUUCCUUUAUGAACUGCAACAGAACAAACACAAAAAUAAACUACUUCACGAGGAAAUGCGCCUUCAUGCCACCUGAAUUCUCCCUCCACAGAAAUUCUACCAUCUACAAAUCCACACACAGUAUCUGACUUAGACAAUAAGAUGUAGAAGUAGACUAUUCACACCAUUGAUCUCAGGGAGUCCCUCUCCAACUGCAAUUCCAGGUCAUUUCCUACUCUAUGUUACUUUCUCCCCACCCCCACCUUCCUCUAGCUUAUCUCUCCACGCUUCAGGCUCUCUGCCUUUAUUCGUGAUGAAGGGCUUUUGCCCGAAACGUCGAUUUUACUGCUCCUCGGAUGCUGCCUGAACUGCUGUGCUCUUCCAGCACCACUGAUCCUGAAUCUGGUAUCCAGCAUCUGCAGUCAUUGUUUUUACCUCUAUUCAGAGCAUUGGGUCUGCUCCAUCAUUAAAUGAGAUUUUGGUUGAGUUGAUAAUUGUCAACUCCACUUUCCUUCCUUUUCCCCAUCGUAAUUAAAAUAAAUCUAUCUCAGCUUUGAAUAUACUUCAUAACCCAGGCUUGAGUGUCCUUUAUAGUAAAGAAUUUCACAGAUUCACUACCCAUUGAAAGAAAAAAUGCCUCCACAUCCUUGUCUUACAGAACCUCAUUCUGAGAUUACGUCUCUGGUUGUAGACUCUCUCGUAAGGGGAAGCUUAUCUUUGAACCAUAGUAUCAUGGAAUCCCUACAAUGUGGAAAUGGACCAUUUGGCCCAACAAAUUCACAGACCCUUCAAACAGUAUCCCACCCCGACCCUAUCACUCUACAUUUACUAGAUUUGAAUGGUGCUGGAAAAGCAUAGCAGUUCAGGCAGCAUCCG